AUGGCGACUGUGAGCGGCGUACUCACAGAUGGUGUUGCAAUGACGACCCUGGACAGCAAGUGCCCGAGGUGCAAAGUUAAUUUCAAACUUACAGAACGGAAGCAGCAUGUUUACCACAAGCGUGAGCCACUGCUGCUGUCGUGUGGUCAUGCGGUGUGUCAGACGUGCUUUGGGCUUGGCUCCCACACCUGUGUAGUGUGCCAGACGGUCACCGUAUUUCAUAAAAAGUUCUACAGCAAGAAACAUCUCUACAUUGUGGGCAGCCUCUACCAAAGCAGGAAUUCUGGGAAUUUAAAGAUGAACACUCAUUUCUCCAAGCUGUACCAACAACCAAAGCAAACCAGCAAAGGCCAGUGUCAGGAGUGUUGCCAGACCAAGGCCACUGUCCUGUGCACCACCUGCAUGUCACAGUUGUGUGAUGGCUGCUUCAAGAAGAUACACGUUCCCAGGAUCAUGAAGAAUCACAAGUUUCAGCCACUGACUGAGGGUGGCUUGUGGCACAUCACGAAGUGCCCUGACCACCCACAGGAGUUGUGCUCCAUGGUGUGCCAGACUUGCUCCUCUGCUGACUCUGAAAAGUACAUAUGCACUCGGUGUCACAUCAUCGGGUCACACCAGCAGCACGAGAUCAUUGAGCUGGAGUACCUGAACUCACUGCAGAUGCCACAAGUGGAAGCUGCCCUGAGUGAGGUGGAGAAUUUUGUGAAGGAUUUGCAGUUUCAGAAGAAUAGGUGCCUUGUGCUGAUAGAUGACCUGAACAAGGCGCAGCAGGUGGCAACACAGGAAACACAGGACAUAGCCAAUUAUCUUCAUGGUUUGCUGCAGCUCAGGGAAGAGGAGGCCACUGCCAUGCUGCAUGCCACAGCCCGCACCCUCAUUGGUGACCUGGCCAGGAAGGAGGCUGAGCUGGAGAACGAGAUUGAUGAGCACAUGGAGGUAGUGAAGGAGGUAAGGGCAGCACUGAGCUGUGGCAAGGAGAUGUGCCACACAGGGAAACUGCUGAAGGACUUGAGGCAGCUGCUGCAGGGUGCUGAGGCUGACAGGGAGAGUGCCAACAACAGUCAGGAAGAGACUUGGCACCACCAGCAGAAGGAAGAGAAAGAGGAGGAGGAGGGGGAUAACAAGAAGUAUAGUAGGUCAGACAGUCUUGAUGAAAUUGCUGAGAAAAUUGCUUCCACUUUUGACAUGACCAGUGUAAUGAAGAACAUACUUGAACAGUUCUCAUUGCCACCUGUCUCCUUGCUUGUGGACAUCAACAAAGAUUGUUCUCAGUUCAUGAGUGGUACACCAGGGGAGGCAAUAAGUGAUGGCUAUCUGACCCCAGCCCACCUGCAGAUCUGUGCAAGCCCUCCAGACACCCUGCCAAAGCUACAUCAACCAAAUACUGUCCCUCAGGGCACUCUGGGAAGUUCCACUCUCCCUCUGAUUGGGGAGACUGAGCUUUCCUUGAUGCCAAAACUUCAGAGUCCUUCCACUUUACCCUUGGAACCUGAAAGGAGUCUUGCUCACUCUCCAGGAGUUCAGGAAUGCUAUAACUUAGUGCUUGAGCCUGAGAAGGAUCUCAGCUUUAAGUCUCAAAAUGACACUGCUUUACUUGCAGAAGACACCAAUAAUGAUGAUACCCUACAACUAGUCACUACUGACAGCUCUAGCACAAAUUACUUGGCUACUGACUGCGCUACAGAAGACACAGCACAGGAAACAGUCACGCCUGAUCUUAUUCUCAAUCGUGUUGACUGGCAGGCAAGGGGAACAGUGCCUCAGGAUGAUGCAGAAUUCAGGAAUGAAAUUGACUUUAACUUUUACAAGUCCACUCCACCACCUCCACUACAAUCAAGGGUUGGUGCAGCAGCCAGUAGAGUGUUGGACUUCAAUGACUUCAGACCAAUAGCAUCUUCGCAGCAAUCUUCCUCUAGAAGUAACAGAACCUCCAGGCAUUUCUCCACCACCUCAAGCAGGAGCUCACUUGUAUCAGUGAAGACUUCUUCAUAUAUUGUUGAAGAGGAGGUGGAGGUGACACACAUAAUCAGCCCCUCUUUCUUCUUUGUACACGUGAAAGACAACUUCCAGAAGAGGGAGACACUCUCUAAAAAGCUUCGCCAGCUGGCCGUGAAGAGCAAGCCAAUAACAACACCACCAGUUGAUGGCAGCCUGUAUAUUGGACAGUUUAAUGAAGACAAGAAGUGGUACAGGGUGCUGGUAAAGACAGUGAUGAUGGAGGAGGAGUCAGCUCUGGUUUCUUAUGUUGACUAUGGUAACAAGGAUGUACUACCCUUUGCCAGAAUGUAUCAUUGCCCAGCCAAACACUGGUUAGAGAAACAGCCAUCUCUGGCCCUUGCCUGCAGCCUUUGGGAGGUGGAACCAGCCAAGGGCAAGGACUGGGACACAGAAGCUAUUCACAUCUUUGCUAAACUUGUGAAGGAUGUGGCUCUCCAGUUCCUCCUUGUCAGUUAUGAAACUGUCAACAACAUUACCAAAUGCCAGGUUGAUCUGAGGCGACCAUGGAGGACUGUUGGCAUUGCCAACGACCUGCCAGUGUCUAUACGAGAGAUCCUGGUCUUCUUAGAGCAUGGAGUCUACACCAACAACUCGCCUCAAGAUGUGUACAAGAAAAAGAGAGAGGAGUCCUUCAAGAGGAGGUAUUUCCUGCCAGAGAUUCCUUUUUGUGAGAUGGAGACAGAGGUUGUGAUCUCCAGUGUCACCUCCCCUCACAACUUCAAUCUGCAGCUUGUGUCAUUCUCGGAGCACCUCAGUUCUCUUCUUGAUGACUUGAAGAAAACCUACAGUCAUCCAGAAAUGAUGAAUAAUGUUGAGUGGAAAAUAUAUUCUCCUAAGAUUGGAAUGCCUUGUGUGGCAAAGUACAGUGGGGACGGGAGGUGGCGGCGAGCGAGGGUGGAGGACCUACCAGGUCAUCAGAUGGUGGAUGUGAAGUUUAUAGACUAUGGGAACAUUGAGAGACUUUGGUACAGCCAGAUUUAUAAGAUCAUGGAUGACUUUCUUGUUCUGCCAAUCCAGGCUAUUAAGUGCAAGCUGGUGGGCAUUAACCCCAUUGAAGGACAGUGGACUGAGAAGGACAUGCAACGGAUGGCUGAGUUGUGUGAGAAUCCUGAGCUGAAGGCUGUAUUUCUGACUUGUGAUGGGGACACUUGUAGUGUGCACCUAUCAGUGUCCACUGAUGCAGAGGACGUGGAUGUGGUACAGCUGCUGGUGGAGGAUGGAGUAGGAGUUCCUUUGUUAUCCUAUUCUGGCAGGGAAGCACAUAGCCACAGCUUGAGAAGGCAGAGGAUGACCUUCAAGGAUUCUAAUAAAGGACCAUCCCUCCUACAGCCUACUCUUUUUGAUCAUGCAUGGGAGACAAGAUUGAAAGUUGCCCAUGUGAAGGUGUUGGAACCGUUUGUGUACCUGCAUGUGCUCCUCAGCCAUAGAGUUCCUGACUUCAACCAGUUCCAAGAGCAGCUGGAAGAGACAAUGGAGAGUGAGGCAUCUUGCAGCACAUUUGCACCAAGUUUGGGUGACAAGUGUGUGGUGAUAAGGCGCAACAGACAGUAUGCCAGGGCAAGAAUUCUCAGUGUGAGAGAAGAACAGGCUGAGGUGCUGCUUCUUGACUGUGGUGGAAUAGAAGAGGCCAGUGUGGCUAAUCUGUGCCAACUACCUGAGGGAAAGUUCAGCACCACAGACCCCUUUUACCAAGUAGUGAAUCUGGCUGGGGUACUGCCCCCGGGUGGUCUUAAGGUGUGGCCUGGAGUCACCCUGGACUACUUGAGGAACCAUUUCUCCUCCUACAAGAAAUUCUUCAUUGUUCCUGAAGGUGAACCAACAUGGGAUGAAAAGCUACAGAUGAAAGUUCAGCCAGUGGACCUUGGCUGGAUGCAUGAGAAGAUGGGAGGACCAAUGGAACCCAACAAGAUCACAUGGGUCUCAACAAAUAAGGAACUAAUCAGCUGUGGUCUGGGCCUUCCUGUCAGGCUGAGUUCGCCUCUCAAGAAAGCGACCAUCGAGAAUGAUAAGAAAUUCCACUUAGACCUUGUGUGUAGCAGUGAUUGCAAGAAAGGAGAGGAGGACUCACUGUCUACAGAAAAGUCUGAGGACACAGAAAGUGAGACCAGCUUGUCAGACGUCAUGAUUCCCACCAGCAUUGCCUCUAAAGUCCCCAAGGGAUGGAUGGUGCCACCACCCCCUGUUGACCUGGCCUUCAUUGCUACACCCUGCAAUGUGGAUGAUGAGGGCCAUUUCUUCCUACAACCUAAGAGUAUGAAGGCCACAAUAAAUCUAGUCAUGGAGAGCCAGACGCUGCUGUUCGCUGGCAGCAUCCCAGGGGAUCAGGAUCUGUGCUGGCAGCCUGGGGACCCCGUGGUGGCCAGGUACCACCUUGACAAAAAGUGGUACCGUGCCACUGUGGACAAGUUGGAGAAAAAUGGGGAAGUGAAGGUUACAUUUGUUGACUAUGGGAACUCAGAGUCUGUCAAGGUUCGUGAAAUCCGCACUCGCCUUCUACACACCAACAUCCCUAUACUGUGCUACAAGGCGGAGCUCAACAAUGUAGUGCCUGCCAGUGAAGAUGGUCAGUGGAGUACAAAGUUACUGGACUUCAUGCACCGCACUAUUGUUGAUAAGGAGUGUCUUGUUACACUGAUUGAGCCACCUGUGAUGGGACAGGUGCUCAAGGUGAAUUUGAAGCUGCUUAGUACGGAUCUGGAUGUAACAUCAUUCCUGGUGGAUGAAUUAGGAGCCUGCAAGAGAAUUAGUACACCUAAAGAAGAGGAGCAAAGUUCCCAUGAUGUGAUCAUUGAGAGUGAAGAUUCAGAGGUAAGCUGCAAGUUCACCCAGUUCGUACCUACACCUCAGCUGUAUCUACCUGAGGGAGAGAUGUUCUGUGUGCAAGUGACAGCUGUCCAAAAUCCUGCACAUGUGUUCCUUAUGCCACUCACCAGCCAGGAGCUGCCCAGUACUGCCUAUCACAAGGCUUGGUCAGCUCAGUGCAGCAACCUUAAGAAGUUCCUAAAGCAUAUCAAUAAAGAUCCCAGGGAUCUUAAAGUGGUGUCUGAUCCCAAAGUUGGUAAGGUGUGUCUGGUACAGUUCAAUGAGGAGAUGUGGGUGCGGGCUGAGGUGGAGGAAGUGGAUGCUUCCACUGCUUCUUUGCUCUAUAUUGACUUUGGCCACAGGGAGAAGGUGUCCAAGGAAAAUAUCUAUGAGUGUCCUGUGGAGGGGAAGAAGAUAGCCCGCUGUGCCAGGUUGGUGCGGCUGUCUGGCGUGGAGCCACCAGGGGGACCUCAGGCUGAGUGGGAGGCUGUGGCCAUGGAGGCAAUGAUUGCAUGCCUUAUGAAUCCAAAGGAGCAGUGUUUCUUGGCAUCUGUCCUGGAUGUGGUGGGAGAUCUGGCAGAAGUGGAACUCUUCAAGAUGAACUCCACACAAUCCUUCAUCUUGGCAUACACUAAGCCAGUUGAGAAAGGGAUAAUUACUCUUAGGCAAAAAAAAAGUCUUGAGGCUCAGUGAAUUUCAUUAGUUCAUAGAUGAUACAACCAUUUCCAUUUUUCAGUUUUUGAAUUUCAUUCUCAUAUUACUUUUUCAUCCAAAUAUAUAUUAUUAUUAUUAUUUUUUGGGGUGAUUGCCAAGUUGUAUAGAAAGUUAGAUACAAUUCCUAGUUUAUUUUCUUGAAAAUUAAUAUAUUUGGAAGUUACUGAAAACAAUCAUGUUCAGUAAGGUUGCAUGAAAAGGACAAGCAUUUAUUUUGAGUGAGUACUGAGACUUCCCUUGUUUUUGUAACUUGUUAGAAUAUCUUUUGUUAAGAAUAUGAUUUACAACUAUUGUGUUGUAUGCAUGACUGAUUCUCAUGUAAUCUUUUUAAGAUGGCCCUUUUAGUUGAAUCUUGUUAGAUUUGAUGAAUUUAUAACAAUUUCACAUAAGUAUAUGAAGGAUACCAUGCAGCAGUAAUCCACAAGCUGCAGGUGCAAGCAAGGCACAGAGAGAUAUCUCAAGUUAAAGAAUCAUGAUGGCCAACUCUUAUAUUUAUUUCUAAAUUUGUUUAUAUAUGUAUCUAUAAUAAUUGAUUUG
Molecule: messenger RNA, 6051 nt
Organism: Portunus trituberculatus (swimming crab)
Lineage: Eukaryota; Metazoa; Arthropoda; Malacostraca; Decapoda; Portunidae
Product: RING finger protein 17-like
Exons: 37
Coding region: 1-5493 (1830 amino acids)
Molecular function (GO): zinc ion binding
Source: RefSeq, a predicted model, not a curated record